CUCUUCCAGGACUACAAUCUACAUCAACACAUUCCACUUCCCACACUCUCUUCACUUCACGACUACUACUAUCCCUCCGCUAUCACCCAUCUGUCAUCGUCGACCGUCAUGAAAACAGGUUCACGGUCUGGCCCUGCCCAUCUGCGCCCAAAUUCCUAAUCAGGCAUCCAAACUGCCUAUUCGGGCUAAACCCAAACCGAAGCCGGGGCCGCCCACAGGCCGCCAGGUAUCUCCAGAUCCCUUUAUCAGCAGCCUCUGUCUGUCCCUCUGCCUCCUCCCCGCCUCAACUUCUACCUGCUGCUUACUCGAAACGGAGGAGAAGAUGCUUGCACCGCUGUCCCUCAAGAACACCGUGGCGCUCGCGCUGCUGGCCUCGGCCGCGACGGUAAACGCCGUCUUUGAUUGCGGCAUGGUCGUCGACGGCCAGUCCCUCAACCUGACUGCGCUCGCGGGCCCGCACACCGUCCAGACCCUGCGCAGCACGCCGCCGUCGACGACCAUCACCCAGUUCACGUUUGAUCUGUGCGCGCCGCUGCAGCCGCAGGUCGGCGUCCCGGCGAAUCAGCAGUGCGCUGCCGGAACCCAAGUCUGCGGAGUCCAAACCAUCGCCCUGCAGGACGAGACCCCGUUCGUGGCAGAAGUGAUCCCGAUCUCAGGCGACCUGAACGGCGCCACCGCGGCCCACGUCGCCGAGCGCCGGAUCGGCGCAAACACCGCAAAGGCGGGCCAGUCCGCGCUGAGCGUGAACCUCGUCGGCGGCCAGUGGGGCGACGUGGAGGCGAUGGAGACGUUUAUUGACUUUGCGUGCGAUCCGACGCUGUACGAUGUUACGCCCGACCCGGCGCAGUUGGCGGACACGGGAUCCGAUACUGCCGGGCUCAGGUUCGUGUCUUGGGAUGAGAAGACUUUGAAUCUGCGGUGGGACACUGCCGUUGUCUGCGACCAGGAACUCGUCAAGGCCGCGCAGAACAACAACAACAACAACAACAACGAAACCCCGACCUCCUCCUCAACCGCCUACCGCAUCACAAAGUACGUCCUGAUCGGCAUCCUCCUCUUCGCCGGCGCGUACUUUGGCGCGACAGCGUACUCCAACUACCGCAAGGGCGCCACGGGCGUCGAUCUGCUGCCGUCGUCGGAGACAGUCAUGGACGUGCCUUAUGUCGCGAGGGAUUUCGUCAAGAAGAUCGCGUCUGGGUUUUCGAGGUCUGAGAGCACGAGGGAUGGAUAUGCUGCAUUCUAGUUUUCUUCUUUCUUUUUUCUUUUUCUUUUCACUGCUUUGGUUUGGUAUAGUCAGGAGCUUUUGUUUAUGCAUAGUAGAAUAGUGCAAUAUAGUAGUUAACAGCGUUUUUGGUACUUCAUGUUCAGCACUACGUAGACGCUACCACUACAAACAGAUGCAGCAUAUAGCAUACCUCAAAUCUAUUCCCCAACCAUAACAUAAUCAAAAUCACCCAGCUCUUUAUCAUAGUCUUU
This is a messenger RNA of Myxozyma melibiosi, 1476 nucleotides long. RefSeq names its product autophagy-related protein 27. The coding region runs from base 323 to 1243 and encodes 306 amino acids. The record is from RefSeq and is a predicted model, not a curated record. NCBI's taxonomy places the organism in Eukaryota, Fungi, Ascomycota, Lipomycetes, Lipomycetales, Lipomycetaceae. The transcript is spliced from 2 exons.